Molecule: messenger RNA, 666 nt
Organism: Oldenlandia corymbosa var. corymbosa
Lineage: Eukaryota; Viridiplantae; Streptophyta; Magnoliopsida; Gentianales; Rubiaceae
Source: the annotation of a GenBank genome assembly
AUGGCCCGGGCAGCAAAUUUGAGCGGCAUAUUUGAAGCCUUAUCAGUCAUUCCCAAGCUUCAACAAGUUGAGAACAUCCGAAACAGAUCAACUUCUGUUAAUCUCUUAAGCAAGAAGAAAGAUGAAAAUGAAGAAAUCCCAUUUCAAGCCACAAGAAGAUUAGCUAUGGGCCUUACUUCUCUGGCACUUUUCAGCACCGCAGUCACGGGUGUCUCCCACGCAGAUGAUAAUGGCUAUUGGCUCGAUGGCCCUUUACCAGUCCCAACAGCCAAAAACAAGAUUACUAAUGAAGAAACAGGGACUCGAUCGUUUCUCAAGACAGGACUGUAUGUUGCUAACAUUGGUGGACCUAAAAACAGAAUGCAUAGGCUUAGAAGAUAUGCUUUUGAUCUUCUGGCAAUGGCGGAUUUAAUUGGACCUGAUACUUUGACUUACGUGAGGAGAUAUCUCAAGUACAAGUCCACAAUCAUGUACUUCGAUUUCGACGAAUUAAUCUCUGCAGUUCCUGUUAGUGAUAAGCAACCACUCACUGAUCUUGCUAAUCGGCUUUUCGACAACUUUGAAGUGCUUUUGGACGCUGUGAAAAGCAAUAAUCUUCCUCAGACUCAGACGGUUUAUAAAGAUACUGAAGUCAUUCUUAACGAAGUCAUGGCUCGAAUGGCCUAA